AUGUCUUCAGUUACCAUUCCUACUCGCAAACUGGGCCGCAACGGCCCUGAGAUUCCAGCCAUCGGACUCGGCUUGAUGGGCCUGAGCAUCGCCUAUGGCAACCCAGGAGACGAAUCAUCUCGCCUUGCCUUCCUCGACCAUGCUUGGUCCAUCGGCUGUACAAACUGGGACACGGCCGACGUGUACGGAGACUGCGAAGAACUCCUCGGCAAGUGGUUUUCCCUCCACCCCGAGCGCCGCGAGGACAUUUUCCUCGCCUCCAAGUUCGCCCUCGGCGGCCGGACCAAUGAGAAAGGGGAGUUCAAGUUUGUGAUUGAUUCCACCCCCGAGUACGCCCGACAGUCCAUCGAGAAGAGCCUGAAGAGGCUCGGCGUGGAGUACCUUGACUUGUAUUACAUUCACCGCACGGAUGGGAAGACGCCCAUCGAGAAGACAGCGCAGGCGUUGAAGGAGUUGAAGGAACAAGGAAAGAUCAGGGCAAUCGGGAUAUCAGAAUGCUCGUCCAACACCCUCCGCCGGGCUUCCAAGAUUGUUCAGAUCGACGCUGUUCAGGUGGAAUACAACCCCUGGCAGCUUGAUAUUGAGAACGAGACCGGGACUCAUCUGCUGGACACGUGUCGUGAGCUGGGUGUGACGGUCUUUGCUUACUCGCCGCUGGGCAGGGGUUUCCUCACGGGCCAGAUCAAGUCUGUCGAUGAUUUCGCCGCGGAUGAUUUCCGCCGGCUGGUUCCGAGGUUCAGCCCCGAGAACUUUCCCAAGAACCUUGAGGUCGUCGAGAAACUGGGCGAGAUUGCAAAGAGGAAGGGCUGUACUACUGGCCAACUGGCACUGGCGUGGCUCAUGGCGCAGGGGUCCGACAUCAUCCCUAUCCCGGGGACCAAAAAGGUCAAGUAUCUGGAAGAAAACGUGGCGUCCUGUAAUGUGACGCUCUCGGACGAGGACGUCAAGAAGAUCAGGGCCACCAUCGACAACGCCGACGUCAGCGGGGACCGUAUUUCUCCGGGCUUUUUUGAUGGACUUGCAGCCGAUGAGCAGCUCUAUCAGGACACCCCUGAGCUAUAA
Messenger RNA from Podospora anserina S mat+, 1062 nucleotides. RefSeq lists its product as uncharacterized. Gene Ontology annotation, cellular component: cytoplasm. The record is from RefSeq and is a predicted model, not a curated record. The coding region runs from base 1 to 1062 and encodes 353 amino acids. The transcript is spliced from 4 exons. Lineage: Eukaryota; Fungi; Ascomycota; Sordariomycetes; Sordariales; Podosporaceae.